GGGAUGCGUCUUACCAGCUGAGUAAGACAAUCCGUGGAAUGGAGCUGCUCGGGGUUGAUGCUUAUGCCCGGCACUACUACGACUGCUGCGGCUACUUGUUCGUGGUGGACUCGCGUGAAGACAACUACUGGUUUUCGUUGUACAACCAAGACGAUAUGCCAGCUGUUGUUGCAGCGCUAGAGGCAUCAUCCAGGGUGUAUGACGUAAUAGCAAGUGCUAUCCGGAGGAACUGGAACUUAACUCUUGGAGUCAGUUCUGAAGUUCCCGAGGACAUGGGUAACCCUAGAGGUGAAGGUGCUGGUGCAUCAACCAGCUCCUCGGAAGUGGCAAACUACGCCAAUCUCUAUGGGUUUGCCCGUAUGUCAUACAAGUUCUCCAAGGAGUUGGCCUCAAAAUGGUCCGAAGAAGAGCAAGCCACGAAAUCAGCAGGAGAGAUCAUUGGGAGGCAGAUGAGGGUGAUCUCCAACAAGUAUGCUGCAUUUUCGUGGCCGAAUCUUAGAGACCUGGGUCUGGCCACCACCAGGGGAGAGAACUGCGGAUGGUGCAUCUGCUGCAAAGUUCCCCGAUUGGAAAAAGAUUGCUUGUUCAUUGCCAAUGAUAGUGUUCAAGCAUCUGACAAUUUCACGAGCCAUGCUUUGGGUAUCGUGCCAGGGUCGGAUAGUAGGAAGCUCCAUCUAGUUGAUGUCAUAUGCCAUCUUAUCUGGAUCGAGGAUCGCCUCCGUAGCCUUCUAUCCGGCCCCUGGUUGGAUCAAAGCUACUCCGGCCGUUGGCGGAACAAUGCAGUUGAGGCUGCCCAUAUCGGAAACCUAAAGCAUUUACUCCUUGAGGUUGGUCUAGUUUCUUUACUGUGUAUUCAUCAAUUUUCAUGUAUUUUAGUAUUUAUAAUAGGCAAAUUGUAUUAAAGUAGAUUGUGGUGUUAAAAGAGUUUCUAGAGUUGUACCUUUAUUUAUGGCCCGGGAAGCGCCUUGCUGCGCUGCCCGGGCCAUAAUUUUUU
This is a messenger RNA of Salvia hispanica, 994 nucleotides long. Its product is annotated as DDT domain-containing protein PTM-like. The record is from RefSeq and is a predicted model, not a curated record. NCBI's taxonomy places the organism in Eukaryota, Viridiplantae, Streptophyta, Magnoliopsida, Lamiales, Lamiaceae.